This is a messenger RNA of Cuculus canorus (common cuckoo), 5320 nucleotides long. RefSeq names its product kinesin family member 3C (gene KIF3C). The transcript is spliced from 8 exons. Gene Ontology annotation, molecular function: microtubule motor activity; ATP binding; microtubule binding. The record is from RefSeq and is a predicted model, not a curated record. Gene Ontology annotation, biological process: microtubule-based movement. Bases 76 to 2307 code for a protein of 743 amino acids. Lineage: Eukaryota; Metazoa; Chordata; Aves; Cuculiformes; Cuculidae.
AGGGGCCGCUCGGCUCCCGCCCGGCCGUUGGCGCCGGGCCGUUGGCGCCGAGCGCUGAUCCCCCCGAGCCCCGCCAUGGCCGGGCGCUCGCGCUGCGAGGCGCUGAAGGUGGUGGCGCGGUGCCGGCCGCUGAGCCAGCGGGAGGAGGCGGCGGGCUGCGAGCGCGUGGUGCAGCUGGACGUGCGGCUGGGCCAGGUCAGCAUCCGCAGCCCCCGCGCCGCGCCAGGCGAGCUGCCCAAGACCUUCACCUUCGACGCCGUCUACGACGCCGACUCCAAGCAAGCCGACCUCUACGACGAGACCGUGCGGCCGCUCAUCGAUUCUGUGCUCCAAGGCUUCAACGGGACCGUUUUCGCCUAUGGCCAAACCGGCACCGGUAAAACCUACACCAUGCAGGGCGUCUGGGCCGAGCCCGAGAAGAAGGGCAUCAUCCCCAGCUCCUUCGAGCACAUCUUCACCCACAUCUCGCGCUCGCAGAACCAGCAGUACCUGGUAAGGGCCUCCUACCUGGAGAUCUACCAGGAGGAGAUCCGGGACCUCCUCGCUAAGGACCAGAGCAAGAAGCUGGAGCUGAAGGAGAACCCUGAGACGGGAGUCUAUGUCAAGGACCUCUCCUCCUUCGUCACCAAGAAUGUCAAGGAGAUCGAGCACGUCAUGAACCUGGGCAACCAGACGCGCUCAGUGGGCAGCACCAACAUGAACGAGCGCAGCUCCCGCUCCCAUGCCAUCUUCCUCAUCACUGUCGAGUGCAGUGAGACGGGGCCCGAUGGUGAGGAGCACAUCCGUGUUGGCAAGCUCAACCUGGUCGACCUGGCUGGCAGCGAGCGACAGAGCAAAAUGGGGGCCCAGGGAGAGCGCCCCAAGGAAGCGUCCAAGAUCAACCUCUCCCUCUCCGCCCUGGGCAACGUCAUCUCUGCACUUGUGGGUGGCAAGAGCACGUACAUUCCCUACCGGGACUCCAAGCUGACCCGCCUGCUGCAGGACUCCCUUGGGGGUAACGCCAAGACAAUCAUGGUGGCCACCUUGGGCCCAGCCUCUCACAGCUACGAGGAGAGCCUCUCCACUCUCAGGUUCGCCAACAGGGCCAAGAAGAUAAGGAACAAGCCCCGGGUGAACGAGGACCCUAAGGACACCUUGCUGCGGAAGUUCCAGGAGGAGAUUGUCCGGCUGAAAGCGCAGCUGGAGAAACGUGGGAUGCUGGGGAAGAAGAAGAGAAGAAGCAGCCGGAGGAAGAAAGUGGUGGAUGGGGAAAAUGCCACUGAGAACGAAGGGGAGGACGAUAAUGAGGAUGGGCUGGAGAAGAACAUGAAGAAUUACUUGAAGGAGCAGAAGGAGAGACUGGAAGAGGAGAAAGCUGCUAUCCAGGAUGACCACAGCCUGGUGAGUGAGGAGAAGCAGAAGCUGCUGCAGGAGAAGGAGAAGAUGAUUGAGGAUCUGCGGAAGGAGCAGGAGGCCACGGAGCUGCUGGCCACCAAGUACAAGGAGAUGGAGAGCAAGCUGCUCAUUGGCGGCAGGACCAUUGUGGACCACACCAACGAGCAGCAGAAGAUGCUGGAGCUGAAGCGGCAGGAGAUAGCUGAGCAGAAACGCCGGGAGCGGGAGAUGCAGCAGGAGAUGUUGCUGCGGGACGAGGAGACCAUGGAGCUGCGGGAGACGUACACCUCCCUCCAGCAGGAAGUGGAGAUCAAAACCAAGAAACUGAAGAAGCUCUAUGCCAAGCUGCAGGCUGUGAAGGGGGAGAUCCAGGACCAGCAUGAUGAGUACAUCCGCGUGCGGCAGGAACUGGAGGAGGCUCAGAACGAGCAGACGAGGGAGCUGAAGCUCAAGUACCUGAUCAUCGAGAACUUCAUCCCACCAGAAGAGAAGAACAAGAUCAUGAACCGCCUGUACUUCGAUGGCGAGGAGGACCACUGGAAGCUGGUGCCCACCGGAGGAAACAGCAACCAAAUGAAGAGGCGGCCUAUCUCUGCGGUGGGGUACAAAAGACCCAUCAGCCAGUACGCCCGCAUGGCCAUGGGAUCUCAUCCUCGGUACCGGGCUGAGAACAUCAUGAUGUUGGACCUGGACGUCUCCCCUCCAGCCAUCUUCGAGUUUGAGCGGAGCAGGAACCCAGCAGAGCAGGACCCCCGGGCUCUCCACCUGGAGAGGCUGAUGCACCUGGACAGCCUCCUGGAGCGGCCAACAGGCUCCCGGCUGAGGAAGUCCCACUCCUGGUGCCAGACGCCUCGGUCACUGCCAUCCUCCACCACGCAUGUCUCCCUUGCCCCCAGCUCUCCAUGCGCCACCACGCUGCCAGCUCAGGAGUGACGUCCUGGACGCCCUCGUCGCGUGCACCGCCUCACAGUGAGGACUGUGCCCUGUCGGUGACCAAGGAAGGGCCCUGGCCGGCAGCAUCUCCACCGGUCCCAGUUCGUCUUUGUCUUCAGCUACUUUGUGUGCGUGUGUGUUUGUGUGAGACGCUCACAAGGGCAAGGGGAGCUGCCCCCUCCUUCCUUCUGCCCCCCCUCCCCAAUCCAGAUCUGUCACUUUAUUUAUUUAACAUAUUUAUUUAUGGAGUGGUUGAUGCGCAGAGUCAAGAGGUGCCUUCAGACUGGAGGCCACCUAAGGCUGGCAGUAGGCACCAUGCUGACCAGCGGAGCACCCAUUCUGCCACCGCAGCCCCUGCGCAGGGCUGGGACAUGGGGACACUGUCAGGGUGGGCACCUUCAGGUGCUACCCACCAUUGUGCUCCGCAGAGCAGGCAGGAGAGUGCAUGUGCCCCUCUCCGGUGGUUUUGGCAGAAGGUGAGGCAACUCUGGACUCGGGUGCUGCAUUUGCUUUGCUGGAUCCCAGGGAUUUUGGUGAUUUCUACAAGGACUUGGAGACAUUGUGGUGGCACCUCCAUGCGCUGGGCUUGUCAAGAGGUCCAGAGGAACUCUCCAGUCUGCAUCGACACUGGUGGCAACAGUGACAUCUCAUUGAGUUCUGGGCAUGACUGUCAUUCCAGGAAUGCCGGCUCCAUCCACAGAGCUUGGAGAUUAACCAAACCAAGUCAGUCCUGGUGGUGCUGGGGCUUUGUUCCCCUCUGCUGUGCUCUGGAGAUGCUGGCACUGUCCUCUUCAGCUGCCUGACACUGGGAAUGCUCUCGUCCCUGACUACAUGGGUGUUUAACUCCUUAAGGAGAUGUAAGUCUCCAGCCCCUUCCACCCACCCUCCCAAAGGUACAUGUAGUCUGGGGAGCGAUGCUGCUGAAGUGAAACCGAGGGGGAUGGGAACACCUCCAGGGAUGGGGUGAUGUCUAGAGGAGUGAUGUCAACAUUGCUCUUCUCCUGGCUGGGUAAGACCACAUGGAGGUCGCCUCAUAGUUGGGAGAAGUUUCCUGGUGGUUGUUGGGUUCACAGAGGGAUGGACCUGAAACAGGUAAUGGAUAAGAGGGGACAAGCUGUGAGGCCACUCUGGCAAUCUGAAACCCAUUCCAGGGAGCAGCACAUGUAGGUUCCAGGACAUUGCUCGGUGUUCCUGAGAAAUUCAGCAAUCCAAUGGGGAAGAUGGGUCCCUGUUGAAGACCAUCCAUUCAAGAUGGCCAGCAGCUGUGGCUUCCCUGGGAUAGCUUCCAGAUAUGUGGAGAUGGAGGAGAUCCGUUUGUUUGACAAAGAUCCUAAUGAAUGAGGGAGCAACACCCAGGUUCAGAUGGGAGGAUUCUGGUCUUCAGAGGAGUGAAUGCUGAGACUGGUCCCUGGGAAGGCAUAUCUGUGAAGAUUACAGGUAGGGACCAUAUCUUAGAAUCGUGGAAUGGUUUGAGUUGGAAGGGACCUCAAAUCCCAUCCAGUUCCAACCCCCUGCCAUGGGCAGGGACACCUUCCACGGGAUCAGGUUGUUCCAAGCCCCAUCCAACUUGGCCUUCAACACCUCCAGGCAUGGGGCAUCCAUGAUUGCUCUGGGCAGCCAGGGCCUCCCACUGUCUUGUGGUGAUGAAGAGAGUUUCUUCUACCGGAGGCCUGGUCAUCACUCACCCCAACAGCUCCUGCAUUUGGGAGCCAGGGUGAGGGUGGGAGAGGGAACAGCAGUUUCUUCUACUUCAGAGGAGUGCACAAUCCACACACACAGAGUGGUCCUGCCUCCUGUUCUUGAUCAUUGCCCUCUGCCACCAUCUGCCCUUUCCCAUUUGUGCUCUGUGGCACCUUCUUCCUCCAAAAUCCUUGUCCCCUUCCCACCCCAGCAGCUAGCUUGUAGGUGAUUUGGGAAGCUGUGGUUGCUCCCAGAACCGAGCUCAGGUCCAUGUUCAGCGUGAGAAGGAGUGUGCAGGAGAAAGGGCAUUUUAGGAAUGGGAGAAGGGUCUCUUCCACGGCUUGGGCUGCGCUCCUGUCUGUACGUGUUGCCCGCAGCCAUGGAUUUAUGUGCACAUCUCCAGAGCAAGCUGGCUCUGGCCCCAGGAAUCCUGGUGGAUGAGAGACCCAGUUCUUUAUUUUAGUUUAUUAGGGUCGGAAGCACAGACCUGGGAGAGGGCAGAAGCUGGCUGCAGGGAGUCCUGUAGGAAUAUAUUUUCCUCCCUUCCUUGUUUUCUCAUUGCCCCAAGUUCAUGUACAGCUAGAUCAGCAGCUCAUGGAGCCCUGAGGUGGUGAAGCAGGGACAGGGUCUCUUAGGUCCAUUUUCUACCUGGGGUGUGGAGAUGAAGUUCAGGAGCUGAUGGUGUCUUCUCUUGCCCCCUUGCUUGCCCCAGGCCAUGGAGUGUCAUGUUGACGGGUGGAUGUGCUCCACACUGCUCUGCCAUGGCACACUUUGGUCCUCAUCUGUGUCACAGCAAAGGACAGGUCCAGCUCCUUCAUGAUGGGCUCUGCUUGGAAGCCCUUCCAGCUCAGCCCAGGUUGGACACGUGUUUACCUGGCACAGGGCACAGGCUGAGCUGCUUCCAAUACCCAAGCACCGCCUGUGUCGCAUUUGUUGUGCGCGUGGGUCUGGCAAUGUCCCAUGCGCUCACUCUGUCUCUCUCCACGCUGCUGAUGACCUCCCAGCCUCCUCAGCGCAACCCCGAAGAAGGCUGUGAGCAGCUGCUGGUGCUUCGAGCUGAGAGUGGGUGAGCUGGCAGUGUUGUCAGGGGUGGCUCCGCAGUCUCUGCAUCAUGGCAGCAGCCUCUGAUGUACAUUUGUACUGUUCUCUGGUCUCUGUUGGUGUGUGUGUAUCAACAUAGGAAUGUGUGUGAGUGUGUAUGUGUCCCAAGGGAUUUGUUCUCCAUCAGCGUGAGUGACUGUACAGGGGCGAAUCCCAGAGGGGGGACGGGGCUGGGGCUUCUUUUUGUUGUUUAAUUGUUCGGUUAUUUGGGGUUUCUGAGUUUUUUUUCGGG